CUAAACAUACAUAUCUAUAUUUGAAAAUCAGGCGAGGAGGAAAUUGGAAGAGGUAAGGCAAAGAGCUCAUCUAUGGUUUAGUUGCAAUACGUUGCUCGAGAGUCACGGAGAUGGCACUGCAGCUGCAAAUUGAGAAGCUUAAAGGGUUGGACAACUACAAGGCCUGGUCGAUGACGGUGCGGGCAUAUCUGGAGUCCGAGGAACUCUGGUCGGUGGUGGAGAAUGGUCCAGAGAAUAACGAGGAGUCUCUGCUUAAGGACAAGCGCGCCAAGUUCUUGAUUCUUUGCCUAAUCGAGACCAAAUUGUGCCAGUUCAUGGUCAGCAUCCGGACGGCCAAGGAUCUCUGGACUUAUCUGCGCACCCAGCACUCAUUACGCUAGAAAAAACUGUUUUAAUUACAAUCUAGUUUAUUAUUACAUAAAUAUAAAA
Messenger RNA from Drosophila serrata, 429 nucleotides. RefSeq lists its product as uncharacterized. The record is from RefSeq and is a predicted model, not a curated record. NCBI's taxonomy places the organism in Eukaryota, Metazoa, Arthropoda, Insecta, Diptera, Drosophilidae.